AUGGCAAGUAAUAAAGGAUUUGAUGGUAGGAGGGACCUCAUUGAGGCCUAUGUUGCCCUGCAACAUAUUGUAUCAUCCAUGAAUUAUACUUGUGGAGUUUAUAUAGUCGUUUUGCAUGCUGCACUGGAAAGAUUUGAGGCUACGAGGAAAAUAAGUAGAAAUCCUAAUCCUUUCAAACAACAACUUGACCACCUAAAUAGGUUGGUCAGAGAUAAUGACAUAGAUUGCCAUGAACAACUACGAAUGAAUAGGCAUACCUUUCUGCGGUUGUGUGGGCUUAUCAGAACAAAGGGUGUGUCAGAUUCAAAAUAUGUUGUGUUAGAGGAAAAGGUUGUUAUGUUCUUGACUGUGCUUGGGCACCACCAUAAAAAUCGAAAUGUCAAAUUCAAUUUUAUGAGGUCUGGUCAAACAGUUAGUAAGUAUUUCAAUAAUGUCCUUAAGCCUGUGCUUCGACUGCAAGGUGCCUUACUAAAGACACCUGAGCCAAUAACUGCUGGGUGCACAGAUGAUAGGUGGAGGUGGUUUCAGAAUUGUCUUGGUGCACUUGAUGGCACCUAUGUUAGAGUGCAAGCUCCUGCAGUAAAUAAAGCAAGGUAUAGAUCAAUAAAGGGUGAAAUUGCAACUAAUGUCUUGGGUGUUUGCUCCCAUGACAUGCAGUUCAUAUAUGUCUUACCUGGAUGGGAAGGUUCCGCUUCAGAUUCUAGAGUACUUAGAGAUGCCAUAAGUAGACCAAAUAGGUUGAGAGUGCCAACGGGUUCCUACUAUCUAGUUGAUGCGGGCUAUACUAAUGGGGAGGGCUUUUUAGCACCUUAUAGAGGACAACGUUACCACUUGUCCACUUGGAGGGAAGGGGGUGCCCCAACUAAUCCAGAGGAGUAUGAAGCACUCUGCGGCUCGUAA
Messenger RNA from Camellia sinensis, 900 nucleotides. The record is from RefSeq and is a predicted model, not a curated record. Lineage: Eukaryota; Viridiplantae; Streptophyta; Magnoliopsida; Ericales; Theaceae.